GGCGAGGCCGCUCUGCGGUCCUCUUCAAGCCUCUCGCUCGCUCAAUCAUGCUCCGAGGGCUAUGCGAACGCUUCCGGGUCGCGGGGCGCCAGCCCCACGAGUCAUGUGAUUCCAAAAUGGCGGCACCGCGGUAGCUUGGUCUGCGUGUGGCGUCCGAAGAGCCACGACGGUUUCUGCUCUCAGGCCUGGGGGCGGCAGCGCGCGUCUGGUCCCGGCGGUGGGCCGUAUCCUUGCGUUAGGUACCGGUUCAGGGCUGGGGCUGUUGCUGUCGCAUUGGGUUCCGGGGAAGUGCCGGUGACCUCGCUGCAGGCCCCCUGCGCCGGCCGCGCUCACCCGAGGAGGAGGAGCAGGACAACCUGCCUCCCAGGUCUUAUGCACCUGCGGAGUACAUGAGGCUUCCGGGGGCCCUGGAGGAGCUACACCUCACACCUCUGAGGGGGCUGUGGGAGUUCCACGGGUGUAUUAAAAGUAUUCUACGUUUGACGGCGCAAAGAAGAUAGCACGGACUUUGCUUCAUCCUCCAGAGGCCAGCUUCCACGCGUUUUUUCCCACUUCCUCUCAAUGUUCUCUUCAUAUAUCUGGAAAUAUGAUCAGCGCCCCUGACGUGGUGGCUUUCACUAAAGAGGAGGAGUACGAGGAGGAGCCUUACAAUGAGCCGGCCCUGCCCGAGGAAUACUCGGUACCUCUCUUACCCUUCGCCAGCCAAGGGGCCAACCCAUGGUCCAAACUGUCCGGGGCCAAGUUCUCCCGGGACUUCAUCCUUAUUUCUGAGUUCUCCGAGCAGGUGGGCCCGCAGCCAUUGCUGACCAUCCCCAAUGAUGCCAAAGUUUUUGGUACCUUUGAUCUCAAUUACUUCUCCUUGCGGAUCAUGUCUGUGGAUUACCAGGCCUCCUUCGUGGGCCAUCCCCCUGGUUCUGCCUACCCGAAGCUGAACUUCGUGGAGGAUUCUAAGGUGGUACUGGGAGACUCGAAGGAGGGAGCCUUUGCGUACGUGCACCACCUUACCCUGUAUGACCUGGAGGCCCGUGGCUUCGUGAGGCCCUUUUGCAUGGCUUAUAUCUCCGCCGACCAGCACAAAAUCAUGCAGCAGUUCCAGGAGCUUUCAGCUGAAUUUUCUAAAGCUUCUGAGUGCUUGAAGACAGGCAACAGGAAGGCAUUUGCUGGAGAACUUGAAAAAAAACUAAAAGACUUGGAUUACACCAGGACAGUGCUGCACACUGAAACUGAGAUCCAGAAGAAAGCCAAUGACAAAGGCUUUUACUCUUCUCAGGCAAUUGAGAAAGCCAACGAACUUGCUAGCGUAGAGAAAUCCAUCAUUGAACAUCAAGAUCUCCUGAAGCAGAUCCGUUCAUACCCUCACAGGAAGCUGAAAGGGUCUAAUUUGUGUUCUGGGGAGAUGGAGCCCACCCAGGAUCAGGCUGACCAGGCAGCCAGUACUUCUAACCCUGAUGAAUGUGCUGACACUGACCUUUACACCUGCAGACCUGCCUACACCCCAAAACUCAUUAAAGCAAAGUCUGCCAAGUGUUUUGACAAGAAAUUGAAAACCCUGGAAGAGCUCUGUGACACUGAGUGUUUCACCCAGACCCUGGCUCAGCUCAGCCACAUUGAGCACAUGUUCAGAGGAGAUCUGUGCUACCUCCUUACCAGCCAGAUUGACAGAGCACUCCUAAAGCAACAGUACAUAACAAACUUCCUCUUUGAAGACUUUGUGGAGGUUGAUGACAGGGUGGUAGAAAAACAAGAGAGCAUACCUACUAAGCCCAGUCAAGGCAGGCCACCAUCCAGGUCUCUGGAACAAUGUCCGAUUCCUCAAGUGUUAAUCAGCUUUGGCUCUUACAAGUCCAGUGUAGAGUCUGUGGUAAUCAAGAUGGAGCAGGAACUUGGAGAUGAGGAGUGCAAGGAAGUAGAGGUGACAGAAUUGAGCAGUUUUGACCCCCAGGAAAACUUGGACUACCUGGAUAUGGAUAUGAAAGGGAGUAUUAGCAGUGGUGAAAGCAUAGAAGUUUUAGGCACAGAGAAGUCCACCUCUGUGCUAUCCAAGUCUUACAGCCAGGCCAGUCUUACCAUGCCAUUGAGCCCCCAGGUGGUCCGGAGCAAAGCUGUCAGCCACAGGACAAUCAGUGAGGACAGUAUUGAAGUCCUCAGCACCUGUCCCUCUGAGGCCCUCAUCCCUGAUGACUUUAAGGCCAGCUACCCAACUGCCAUUAAUGAAGAAGAAUCAUAUGCAGAUGAUAGUGAGGGAGCCAUUCACUUCCAGGCAAGCAUCAGUCCACUGGAGCUGGGUGAAAUGGAGGAGGGCAGCUUAGAAAAUACCCCACCCCAAACAGACUCCUCCUGCUGCAUUGGGAAGGAGAGUGACAGUCUGCAGGUGCCACUCUCCAUUCCAGCCCACACGUUCUUUGAUGAGGAUGGAGUGGUGAGCAUCCCUCCACAGCGCUACAGGCAGAAGGACCAGGGGUUCCAUGUGGAGUUUGCAGUGGAAAGCACCCACCCUUCUUCCAGAGACAAUAGUUCUGAAGGCUUCCCUGCUUACGCUUACAAACUGGACCCGAGCCACCUGCUGGCCAACCGAGAUGUCAGUAAGACCAGCCUGGACAACAGCUCAGACACCACCAGCUAUCCGUUACGCCAAACCCGUGAAGCACUGGGCCUCCUCCCCUUUGCACAUUAUGGAUUUUCAGAAGUGGAAGCUUAUUGGCCUGCAGAGGUAACUGGUGGUGGGGAAGGGCCCUGUCCAGUUCAAGAUGAGGCUUCUAAUGUACAUCCCUCUGGGUGAGGUCAGUAAGUUGGUGUGGUGGACCCAGAAUCAGGAGACCUGGCUUCAGACUGGGCCUACCAACUCACUGUUCCUUCUGUCAAAUCAUUGCCUUUCUCUGACCUUCUGGUUUCUUGUUGAUCACCUGAGGGGGUUGCAGUUUCUAAGUGGUUGCCAACCAUGGUCUGCAACCUGGUGGGUAAAGAAUUAUUUGAGAAAAUUUCAAAUCACAGAUUCCUGGGCGCCACCCUUAAAAAUUCAGUUGGUCUGGGGUAAGACAUGGAAUUUAUCUGGUGUACAGCAAAGUUUGAGAAUUUCUAGAUCUCUGGUCUUUGCUGAUUCUGAAAUUUAUACUGUGGUGUAAAUGACUAAAGAGAGAUUGGCACACCAUAUUGGAAGGGCAAUAGGAGUUUCUUCCACUCUGCAUUCAGCAACUGUGUUCUAAUUUUCUGACUUUCCCUCUCUGUAGGUUCCUGAUAGCAGUAAGGCCUCUGUCUCCCGAGUCUGUUGUGUUUGGUCUUAGGGAAGUCACCUGGACCUCUCACCCUUACUGCAGUAGGCUUUUCCUGAGGUCAUGGUAGUGGGAUUCAAGCAAGUCCUCUUCCACUUCACGACUUGACUCACUGGCCAUACUGGCAGGUGCAGGGCCGCCAUCUAGAGUUAUCUGAGUAAGGCCACUGCUCUGAAAGGAUUCCUAGUCCAGGUGAGGAGGCACACAGGUGACCAGAACCUGCCAUACAGGGCAUGAGAGUUCCAACAGUGGGAGCAUCAUGCAUUCUAAGUUCACAGAGGGAGCAAUACAGUCACACUUGGGAAGUGAG
Messenger RNA from Manis javanica (Malayan pangolin), 3579 nucleotides. The record is from RefSeq and is a predicted model, not a curated record. Lineage: Eukaryota; Metazoa; Chordata; Mammalia; Pholidota; Manidae.